AUGCGCCUAGUAUCUGCAGCAGUAGCGGGUAUAUUGCUUGCACAACCCUUACAGGCCUUCUAUCUACCAGGCGCUGCGCCGCGUGACUAUGCCGAGGGUGACCAGGUCGACCUCUUCGUCAAUGCAUUGACCCCAAUGCUCUCUGGUUCAAGUGAUGCAAAGCUGAAAUCUCUCAUCAACUACGACUACUAUCAUCCGAAGCUACGCUUCUGUGAACCCAAGGAUGGUCCCAAGAAACAGCCAGAGUCAUUAGGGUCUAUAUUGUUUGGAGACAGAAUCUUCAAUUCACCGUACGACGUACGUGUUCAGCUACUCGUCCCUCCGGCGUCUAUUCACCGGAUAUUGCAGAUCAAAAUGCUUAAAGAUAAUGGAACGUGUAAAGCUCUUUGCACAGUCCCUGAUGUCACUUCUGAAGAGGCCAAGUUUAUCAACGACCGCAUUCGUGAAGAUUAUGCUCUCAAUUGGCUAGUAGAUGGACUACCUGCGGCAGAAAUGAAGCAAGAUGUGCGGACGGGAGACGUGUUCUACGACAUUGGUUUCAACCUCGGAGACAAUGAAGGCGUCAACCAGAACCUUCCUGUGCUAAAUAAUCACUAUGAAAUCAUGCUCAACUACCACAAGCCGACCGAGAGUACCUACCGCGUCGUCGGUGUUCUCGUAUGGCCAGGAAGUAUCGGUGGGCCUCAGGACGGUGCUCCUCGAUGCGAUGUUUCUGAGACGCAGCCACUCAAGCUUAAUGAAGAUGGUACUCAAGCGGUCCGAUAUACAUAUCGGGUAACGUGGAUGGAAUCCGACACUCCAUGGGCAACACGUUGGGACAACUACCUCCACAUCUUCGACCCCCGAAUCCACUGGUUCAGUCUGAUCAACUCUCUCGUUAUCGUCGUCUUCCUGUGUGUUAUGGUGUCCAUGAUCCUUGUCCGAAGUGUUUCACGAGAUGUUGCUCGAUAUAACAAUGUCGAUCUUAAUGAGGACGUGCAGGAAGACUGGGGAUGGAAACUCGUCCAUGGAGAAGUAUUCCGAACACCACGCUUCCCCAUGCUCCUGUCCAUCAUGUCUGGGAAUGGAGCCCAGCUUUCCGCCAUGGUUGGCGUAACCCUAGUUUUUGCCCUGCUAGGCUUCCUGUCACCGUCCAACAGAGGCUCUCUUGCGACAGUGAUGAUUGUCGUCUGGUCCCUUUUCGGAGGAAUUGGUGGCUACAUCUCUUCCCGGGUCUAUGCCUCACUGGGAGGCUCUAAUCGCAGGAAGAACGCCUUCCUUACAGCCACGAUGUUACCCACUACAAUCUUUGCAAUUGUUUUCUUCCUCAACUUCUUCCUCAUCACCGCCGGCUCCUCAGGAGCUGUACCUUUUGGCACCAUGCUGACCAUCAUCCUUCUUUGGUUCGGCAUCUCUGCACCUCUGUCGGCUGUUGGAAGCUAUUAUGGUUCCAAGCACGGGGGCAUUCGUCAUCCCGUCCGAGUUAACCAAAUCCCUCGACAAAUCCCCCCUGUGCCAUUCUAUCUUCGACCAUGGGUUGCCGCUAUCCUCAGUGGGAUUCUUCCUUUUGGUGCUGCAUUCGUCGAACUCUACUUCGUCUUGUCGAGUCUAUUCGCAUCAAGAGCGUACUACGCGUUUGGUUUCCUUGCGCUGACAGCAGGCGUCGUCUCCUUAACCGCUGCCACCGUGUCCAUUCUCUUCACCUACUUCGUGCUCUGCGCUGAAGAAUACCGGUGGCACUGGCGAUCCUUCUUCGUCGGCGGAGGUAGUGCCUUCUGGGUAAUUGCUUAUGGUCUGUUCUACUGGGCCACCCGCCUCUCCUUGGAGUCGAUGACGAGUAGGAUCCUCUACCUCGGAUAUCUCUUCCUCAUCGCCCUUGCAGUCUUCUUGACAACUGGGACCAUCGGGUUCGCCGCUUCCUACUGGGCUGUCCGUCGGUUAUACACGGCAAUCCGGAUAGACUAACCCUUUCGCCACGCGAAGUCCUCACGCACCAUCCAUUCGUUCGUACUUCACGCCAACACGCGUCUGCGUGUGUUGGCUCACACAUUCCUUUCGUCGAUUCCAAUUUUCGGAUUUAAUCAAAAAGCAGAGCUGGAUCUAGGCAAGCGAUUACAGCCCAUUUGCAGGACUCGCAAGAGGUGUGGCGACAAAUCUCUAUCGGUAUAUUAGUCUAUAUAAUCGCGGACAAUUAAUUUAUCAUGAAUAGUACUGGCGGCUAGGGCGGCUGGUGUGAAGAGGUCAUUAUGCGCUAAGGGCUAGGAUAGACGUAGAGUGGGGGAUUAGUAGAGCCUGAUGAGUUCAUCCAACCUCUCGGAGAAGUAGUUCUAGGCUCUGUUUAUAGCACAUG
Coprinopsis cinerea okayama7#130 is the source of this 2329-nucleotide messenger RNA. Its product is annotated as endosomal P24A protein. Gene Ontology annotation, biological process: vacuolar transport; protein localization to membrane. Bases 1 to 1944 code for a protein of 647 amino acids. The record is from RefSeq and is a predicted model, not a curated record. Gene Ontology annotation, cellular component: membrane. NCBI's taxonomy places the organism in Eukaryota, Fungi, Basidiomycota, Agaricomycetes, Agaricales, Psathyrellaceae. The transcript has 15 exons.